CCGGUUUUUCCACGUCAAUCAAAAUGAAAUUUUAUUACGGGUUUCAAAUCGUUAUAUUAUCAUUAUUUUUUCUUUCGGCGGUACAAUCCUCACAUAAUAAUGAUGAUAUAAGGAGGAAAAGUUUUUUUUCAUCCAUUGUCGACAAAGUCGUACACAACACAUUGCAAACGCUUAAAACAACUUUGGAAAAAUUAGAAAUACCGGAUUUUAAAGAAAAAUUUAACGAUCCUUCGUUAAACGUUACUUUCAGCGGGGAAAACAUCAAGAUAAAAAAUGCAGAACAUUUUGAAAAUCCAUAUUUAUCCACAAGUCUUAUACCUUUGACUAUAAAUAAUUUCACAUUGACGUGGAAAAAUGUAACCGUUUCCGCCGAUUACGAUAUCGAUGGAGUCAUGGAUUUCGAUUUUCUACAAUCUAAAACAAACAUAUUCGGACGAGGAAAAGGAAGCGUGGAAUUAGAAGAUGUAUUUUUCACAAUAACCGCAGAAUUAUAUCUCAAAGGUGGCACAGUUCAAAUAUAUAAAAACGGUUUGAAAAAUUUCGACAUGUCUGUUGGAAAAUCAAAGGUAUCUUUAAGUAGUUUAAUGGGUAGCGAAGAUUUAGGAGGAGUUGCCGGAGCAUUUUUAUCCGAUGCACUUCCGAUGUUUGUGAGUCAAGUGAAAACAGCCAUUUUUACUUUGGUCGUUGGUGACGUCAUUGAUUUCUUAAACAAUAUGUUAUCCGGAUCGAGUUUCUUUUUCAGCAGUCUCGCAAAAUAUGAAGACAUGAGUCACUUGCAACGAAAUUAUCUCAACUAAUAACCUUUGACCCCCCUACCAUCCUCUUCCCAGUUCAAAAAAGAAAAAUCAUAGCGAAAAAAAAUCCUUCAUUUUAUUUCCACGGACUCCCCCCCCCCGGCCCGAUAAAAUUCGAAAACUCACUCAAAUUAAUAAUAAUAAUAACGAUGAUGAUGACGACGAUGAUGAUGAUGAUAAUAAUUAUUUAAU
Molecule: messenger RNA, 986 nt
Organism: Pediculus humanus corporis (human body louse)
Lineage: Eukaryota; Metazoa; Arthropoda; Insecta; Psocodea; Pediculidae
Exons: 4
Coding region: 24-797 (257 amino acids)
Molecular function (GO): lipid binding
Source: RefSeq, a predicted model, not a curated record